ACCGUAGAAGAAGAGUUUGGCCGGAAGUAACAGAAGAGGCUAAAAUAAACAACACGGACACUUCACAAACUAGCGCACAAAUGCACCAAAAGGUGUAGAAAACAAUGUGACAUCUCAAGCUCUCGACUCCUGGAAACCGCUGCUAAGAUGGUGGUGAACUUGGGCUGGACGCCAGUGGCCCUAGAAACGUAUCACCUCAACAGUCUGGCAUGAAUGCUGUACAGACUAAAAUGACUUCAAGAAAUCAAGAUUGACUUUAAAUUUUUUUAAUAAGCUGUUCAAAGAUGGCGGCAGAAGGCGAUGAGAAGGAGUUGGAUGGGUUAGUGGAACUCGAGGAGACGAUUAGUGACAGUAAUUGGGAUACAUCUAUGGGUCAAAGUUUAGAUCAUGAAAAUGAAGAUGACGAAUUAUCACAGGACAACCAAACUCCGUCCAGCCCUCAUGAUUCUGGCAUUGGCGAAUCUGGAUUUUACGAGUCCAGAGACGAUGCCGAGGAAGUUACAGAGGAAAUCUCAGAUGAACUAGACCCUGAUGUUGAAAAUAUGCAAGACGAAGAAGAUCAGAAGGAGAUGAACGGAGAGAGCGGUUGGAGGAAUGCAGGGAGAAAAGGCAAAGUUAGAAGCAGCGGGUCAAUUUCAGAGUCAGCUUCUGCCUAUGUCCCCAAAGGCAGCAGCGUACCUAGACAUAAACAAGCCCGAAGACGCAACCAUCAUCAUCAUCAACAAAACCGAGGCCGACGACGGACUGGCAACCAAUUAUUUUCGUCUUUUAAAGAAAUGCUAUCCGGAUCUGUUAGCUUAUGGUGUAUCUCUUGCGUCCAUAUGAUGAUAGAAAUUAUAGUAACUUUAACUCAUAACUGUGGUGUGGGCGUGGAAGCUGGGGGAGUAAGACUGUACAACUUUGGACAAAAACUUAUUGUUAAAAUCUCAGAUGUUCCUGGGAUGAAGGCGGAUGCGACGAGGCUGUUCAAUUGGACUAAAAGUCACGCUUCGAACUUUAAAGAUAAAAUGGUUACGUUUGGAAAAUUCACAAUGUCUUCUGCCUUAUCUUGCUGUAAGCUUUUCUGUGCACUGGCAUUUCUCGCAUUUCUUUGGGUAAAAGGAGUGUUGGGACGAAUAGGAGGAGAGAGAGGGAAGCGAUUUUGGACAUAUAUUCAAGAAUCAAGGUUUUGGCAGAAAUUGGUGGGGUUAUUGGACAAAGUGAGGGGCUGUUUUAGGAGGCGAUGUGCCCCCUGUAGCCCUGAGUCUCCCGGGGGUCAGGGGGUCAGAGCGGCACCGGGACAGGAGCUGGAGCGGCUGCUGGCUCUGGCCGAUGUCCCGGAGGAGGAGCUGGACCCGUUCUCGGUGCUCGGGGUUGAGGUGCAUGCCACAGAGGCAGAGCUCAAGAAGGCCUAUAGGCAGCUGGCUGUGCAGGUUCAUCCAGACAAAAACAAACACCCUCGAGCUGGAGAGGCAUUCAAAGUGCUGCGCGCCGCCUGGGACAUCGUCAGUAACCCCGAGACCAGGAGGGAGUACGAGCUGAAGAGGAUGGCGGCGUCUGAGCUCUCGAAGUCGAUGAACGAGUUUCUAACCAAACUCCAGGAUGACCUGAAAGAAGCCAUGAACACCAUGAUGUGCACCAAAUGUGAAGGGAAACACAAGCGUUUUGAAAUGGACCGUGAGCCGUCUGAAGCGCGUUUUUGUGCCGAGUGUAACCGUUGCCAUAGCGCCGAGGAGGGGGACUUGUGGGCGGAGUCAAGCAUGCUGGGCCUUCGCAUCACGUACUUUGCCUGUAUGGAUGGCAAGGUCUACGACAUUACAGAGUGGGCGGGCUGUCAGAGGAUCAGCAUCUCUCCUGACACUCACCGUGUGCCGUACCACAUCUCGUUUGGAGCCAAGAACGCCAGCUCCACACGGCACAGAGCACCCUCCGAGCAUCCCCCAGGCCCCACAAACCCGGCCGACCUCCAGGACUUCUUUAACCGCAUCUUUAAGGGAGCAGCGCCCCCUACUGACAUGUCUGCCAAUGGCGCCUUUUUCCCCUCUGCUCCCCACCCCCCUCCGGGCCCUGGUACCACAUCAGGGCCGGGACCCACCUUCCCCCCUCCACCGCCGGGACCCUCAAGCUUCUUCAUGCCCGGAAAUCAGCGCUCGGAGUCGGGUGAGAACUGGGCAGACACUGGGAAGCAGCCGCAGAGGAGGAGGAAAAAAGUGCGGAAGCCUUUUCAGAGGUGAAGACUUCUGUUGACGUUUGAGGAAGGGACACAGGAAAUAAUGGCCAUUUUGAAUUUUACAUGCAGUGGGUCGACAGAGACACAGCUGAUUUAAAUGAAGAUUUGCUGUUGGUGCUUUGAAUUCAUGCCACAUUAUAGUGUUUUUCUUUGGCUUUGGGGCAAUAUUUGAAGAUUAUAUAUUUUCCAAAAGAAUUUUUUUUUAAUCAUUUCAAACUUCCCAUCCUGCCAGCAUUACUCAUUUUACAACCUCCAAAACCAAUCCAACUAAAAUAAAACUUUGGACAUCAUGUAGUGUAGUGGAGAUGCCAGCAGAGAGCAGCAGACAGUGGAUCUGUUGUGCUCACAAUGGAAAGUUGGACAAAUUAAUAAAUAUUAACUUCAUUAAAGGUCCUGUCUUUCGCAAAAUAGAGUCUUGUGAGGUUUAAGCCAUGUUAUAAUGUUAUUAACUCCUCAAAACAUACCUGGAUAUGUGUUUUGUUUCAUUCACACAUGUUUGAGUAACCCUUUAUUAUUAGUCUGUCUACAUCUCCUCAGCUCAAAAUGCUCUGUUCCACAUUGUGAUGUCAUGACGUGGCAGUUUUUAAGUUAACAGCUCCUUUUACCUUUUGUUCAGUAGAGAUGGGCAAUUCCAGGACUGAAAUUAUCCAAAUGAUUCUAGUGAAGGUGUGUGGAGUUUAAAAACACAGUCGAGCACCUCCUGUAUUACCACAUGACAUCACAAGGUGGAACAGAGUGUUUUCCAUUAUGUCUUGAAAAAUACUCACUUACUCACACUUUCAUUUGGCCUUUUUUUUUUUUUUUUUCAACAAAAUUUACAACAAAAUAUUUCAAAAUUUGACCCAGAGCCACUGAGAAAACCUGCUGAUCUGAAGCCUUUUGAGUUGGUCAUAAUUAAGCUGUAAUGUUUUUUGUCCUGCCAAAAUUGCACCUGCAUUUUAAUAUUUUAGUUUUUCAAAAUUUUAUGUUGAAUUUGCUGAAGAAAGAGAUUGUGAAGAAAAACAUACUGCUACAGUGAACGAGGCACUUUUAUGAAGAAUGAAUCCAAACAUUUAAAAAUGUCCUCAACUUAAGCAACUACAAUCCACACAAGAAAAAGAAAAUUAAAAGUAAAGUAAAACUGCAACUUUCUCAAAUUCUAUAGAGAUACCAUAUUCUGACCAUUUUCCUUUGAAUUGAUACUUUGCAGUGACAUCAUGCUGGGAGGGAGCACUGCAUGUAGGUCUAUGGAAUUUUCAGGAGUUACCGUAGUGACACAAUGCACACUCAACAUGAUGAUAAGAUUUGAGCUAUCUAGCUUGUGAGAUUUGGAGAGACUUGUUUAACAGCACAAAUGAACUCACCUGUUGUAGUUCCACUAAGUCAGAUCUUUCUGGUCAGAUUAACGGAGUAACAGAGCUUCAGACAGAGCAGUGCCUCCAGUUAGUGUCACCCCCCCAACCUGAGGAGUGUUGAUGACAUCAGCUGCAAAGUAUUAAUAGUGAAAUACAGAUGUACAAAUUGACUUUGUUUAAUCAGGUUUUAUUAACAGCUUUUCAAUCCACAACAAAAACAGAUUUGCAUAAAGGAUAAUAUAAUGGCACUUUUUAAACUUUAAUAGCUGCACUUCGUUACUUUUCUACCGGAAGGUUCAUCACCUUCUUGUCUUCAUGGAAAUUUUACUACCUGGUUUGGAAUGUUCCACAGUAUGAUAUUAUACCACAUUGCAGUUAUUCAAGAUUUAUUUUAUUGCUAAGAAAUACCUUGAAAAGUAUGCAUUCUUUAUAUGAGUGGGCUCCCCCUUUCCACAGAUCUGAUCUAUAACUUGGCUGGGCAGCACCAAUUAUUGGUCUCGGUGGAAGUAAAUAAGUCUAAUGCUAUCCUCUGGAACAUUCUAGGCAAAUAGAUAACAUCCCCAUGGAGACACAGGAAGAAGAAUCGUUGCAUAGUGCGCAGUUUAAUUACCAUGGUCCCAAGUUGCCUUUUUAAAACGUAUUUUUCCCACAUUUACACACAGCACAAACUUUAAAUAAUACAAAUAUACAACAAACAGCACCAUUAAAAUCACUCUGGCAACAUUUUUUUAUUUACUAUGAAUCAACUUAAUCCAGAGAACCUAAUUAUUGCCUUUUUCAUCAGCAGUGUUAAAACGUCCUCUUUGGAGUAUUUUUUAUUUUUACAUUCUAUGGUUUGAUUCAGGAUCGAUUUGAGAAAACUUGAAAAUUGUUGAACUCCCAUUUGAAGACACCAGUUCAUUUAUUGCUGUGAUUUCAUGAUGUUAUUUUUCGUGAGUUUAAAAUGAAAAUCUUGGCUUUUAUUUGUGUAAUUUGCACAGAGCCUCCUCCAGCUGCGGAGGUGUAGGAGGUGUGUAGCGGUAUCAGGAUAACAGCUCAAAAAUGAGGUUAUUUUUGGGUCAAAUUUGAAUUUCAAUGAGGUAAUUUUAAUAAUACUUUAAAGAGGGGGUAUUUUUAUUUAAAAUUACAGGGAGUUCAAAGUGAAAGAGUACAGUGGUCCCUUGUUUAUCGGGAGGGUUACGUUCUAAAAAUAACCCGCAAUAGGUGAAAUCUGCGAAGUAGUCAGCUUUAUUUUUACAAUUAUCCUAUAUGUUUUGCAGCUGUAAAACCCCUCACCACACACUUUAUACACUUUUCUCACACAGGCAUUAACAUUUUCUCACAUUUCUCUCUUGUUUAAACUCUCUCAAAGUUCAAACCUUCGUAGGCGUCUUUGUCAGUGCAGACUGUUUCAUCGACAUUGUGGGUUUUGUCGGGGAGAAAACUUGCAAACAUACAGCACUUCAGAGUCACACUGCGAUCCAACAUUUAUGUAAAUUUGUCUGAACACAUUCUAAAUAUUUUAUUUGUUAGCAGUUAAUACCCCAUAGAAGUAAAAUACCUCCUCUUUAAUGAGUUUGUGUUUUGGAAGAAUGGCUCUAUUUUGCAAAGUGGGUUUUAACUAACUCUGAAAUAUAAGUGUUCAGCUUACAACUAAAGAAGACGCAGCUGUUUUUUUUUUGUUUUUUUAUAAAUUUGAAUUCUGUCACGUUUGAAGAGAUUUUAGUCUGACUGAAAUAUUGCUGUAGAAGGCUUUGGCCCUAUCUGACAAUGGCAAAUCCCUUAAGUAAAAUGCUCUGUUCAAAGCAUGUCUCUCAAUCAUCAAACUGUUUUUAUUUUGUAAUGGUAAAAAUUUAAUGUAAGAAAUAAGCGCUAGUUCAGGUUUUUUAUUCAUUCACAAAAUUACCAAGCAGUUACUAAAACCAGUUCUUUGUUCCUUUACUGCCCCCUGUGGCUAGUGUUUGUAUUUUUGGCCCUAUCUUGCAAUGGCUCAAAAUUGUAAAUGGAUAAAUAAGCGUCAGUAAUAUAUUUUUGUAGAUAGCACAUACGUUAGCUAUCCAACCAAUCACAAUAUCAAUAGCUUCAAUUAAGGAAGUGAAUUAACUAAUCAGAGAGCUGCAUCAGAUCAGGUUUGAGCUUAACAUAUUCAGAGUUUGAGUUGAACCUGCUUUUUGAAACAGGCUUAUUAUUUUUGAAAGGAUGUUGUUCAAAUUGUUUUGUUGCCAUGUUUUUGCCAUAUGUUGACAGCAUUUUUGUAGUGAUCGAUGACAGAAAUGUUCUUCAAAGUUGUAGCUAAGUUUCUCUAUUUCAAUUUGUUUCUGGUCAGCUGCCUAAAAUAUCAACUAUGUUUUAGUUAUCUGCAAAUCUUCUUACAAUGAAAAUAAUAUACCUUUUUCCCAUGAUGCUUUGCUCUCCACAUGGUUGUUUUGAAGAAUGUAGAGGCUAGCGCUAAUGGCAAACAGUAGCACGCCCAAGGAAAGGAGGGCAGACCUGUUGAGAGUUUGAGAAUUUAAUUUUUACAGAAUAAUAUGCAGAAGUUACGCAAAAAAUAUGACAAUCAUUGUUUUGUAGGAAAUACAGAGGGGAGGUCCCAGGCAGACAAAAUAAAAGUCCUUUUCCUGCUUUCUCUGGUUUUCAAAAUAAAAGUUUCCUACAUGCACAA
Molecule: messenger RNA, 6184 nt
Organism: Periophthalmus magnuspinnatus
Lineage: Eukaryota; Metazoa; Chordata; Actinopteri; Gobiiformes; Gobiidae
Gene: dnajc14
Product: DnaJ (Hsp40) homolog, subfamily C, member 14
Exons: 7
Coding region: 285-2213 (642 amino acids)
Molecular function (GO): dopamine receptor binding
Source: RefSeq, a predicted model, not a curated record